AGGACUUCCGAUGGCUGGACAGGGGCUGGCGGCGGGCUUCUUGCAGGUGCCCGCGGUGACGCGAGCCUAUACGACGGCCUGCGUCCUCACCACCGCCGCAGUGCAGCUGGAGCUCCUCAGCCCCUUCCAGCUCUACUUCAACCCGCACCUGGUGUUCCGGAAGUUCCAGGUCUGGAGGCUCAUCACUACCUUCCUCUUCUUCGGGCCCCUGGGAUUCGGCUUCUUUUUCAACAUGCUCUUCGUCUUCCGCUACUGCCGUAUGCUGGAGGAAGGUUCCUUCCGCGGUCGCAAGGCCGACUUCGUUUUCAUGUUUCUCUUCGGUGGUGUUUUCAUGACUCUGCUGGGAAUCCUGGGCAGCCUCUUCUUCCUGGGACAGGCCCUCAUGGCCAUGCUGGUCUAUAUAUGGAGCCGGCGCAGCCCUCAGGUGAGGGUCAACUUCUUCGGCUUACUCAACUUCCAGGCACCAUUCCUGCCUUGGGCUCUCAUGGGCUUCUCGCUGCUGCUGGGCAACUCGGUCCUCACAGACCUGCUAGGGAUUGUUGUGGGCCAUGUCUACUACUUCCUAGAAGAUGUCUUUCCCAACCAGCCUGGAGGCAAGAGACUGCUGCUGACCCCCAACUUUCUGAAGCUACUACUAGAUGACCCCCAAGAGGACCCCAAUUACCUGCCCCUUCCGGAAGAGCAACCAGAGCCUUAGCUGCAGCUCCUGUGCUAGGACAUGGGGCCCAGAGACGGCAGAGACUGCCUAUGGAUGCCUAAGAGUUCUGAACUCACUAAUUACAGACUCACAGUUCUCAUCGUCACGUGCCAGUGCCUUGAUGGAGCACCAGGAACAAGUCCUACACACCCAGACUUCAGUGGCUGGGUCCAGAAUUCCUGCCUGUGGGCUGAUGCCCACCUACCUGGCUUCUCUGUCUUCAUUUAAAGCAAGCGAAUCUUCGCCUUCCUCUCCAGCUGAUGACCCAAAGGUCCCGUGGGCUCAGGUACAAAGGACAAGUUUGGUCCUUAGCCAUCUUAGUGAGCCUACAACCUCAAGGUCUGUUUUAGCAGCAUCCUGUAUACAGCAGUGGUAGCUCUGGGACGGUCCCUUCUGCCUUCCAGAUGAGGCCUGUGUGGGUCUUUCCUACCUGUAUCUCCUCUGAACCAAGGAUGUCCAGUGUGGCCAGUUUUCUUUAUUGCUCUACAUCUGUUCCAUUGGGGCUUAUUCCAGGAUGCCCAACAGCAUGGAAAUUCCCCAAACCACUGCCUGUUGUUUCUAUGGUAACAAAGAUGUUUUCUACUGAG
Molecule: messenger RNA, 1284 nt
Organism: Psammomys obesus (fat sand rat)
Lineage: Eukaryota; Metazoa; Chordata; Mammalia; Rodentia; Muridae
Gene: Derl3
Product: derlin 3
Exons: 8
Coding region: 11-697 (228 amino acids)
Biological process (GO): endoplasmic reticulum unfolded protein response
Cellular component (GO): Hrd1p ubiquitin ligase ERAD-L complex; endoplasmic reticulum membrane
Molecular function (GO): misfolded protein binding; ubiquitin-specific protease binding
Source: RefSeq, a predicted model, not a curated record